AUGCAUGGUUACUAUCUUAAGGAUAAGGAUGUUAUGGAUUAUGAGAUUAAAUUCCAUAACACUUGGAUAUUCAAGGGUAUAUUAAAGCAAAGAGUGAAGAUUGUGGACAUGCAACAACAUUGGAAUGUAGCUCUGCAGCAAAACAAGUUCAGAGUGACAACCUUUCACAAUACCAUGAUUGAAGAUGAGAACAAAGUUCCUUGGAGUAAAAUGGUGAAGUAUAACAAGGCUAGACCUCGUGCAGUUGUAUGCCUUUGGAUGGCCUGCCAUGGGAAAUUGGCCACAAGGGACAAAUUAUGGAGGUUUGGUUUAAUCCAAGAUAGUGUGUGUGUGCGCUAUGUAAGAAUGAAGAGGAGUCAAUUAACCAUUUAUUCUUCAGCUUCAACAAAACUGAACCAAUUUGAAAGAAUAUUUUGA
Lathyrus sativus (Indian pea) is the source of this 417-nucleotide messenger RNA. NCBI's taxonomy places the organism in Eukaryota, Viridiplantae, Streptophyta, Magnoliopsida, Fabales, Fabaceae. The record is from the annotation of a GenBank genome assembly.